Messenger RNA from Rotaria sordida, 810 nucleotides. Lineage: Eukaryota; Metazoa; Rotifera; Eurotatoria; Philodinida; Philodinidae. The record is from the annotation of a GenBank genome assembly.
AUGUUAAUAGCCUUCCUUUUUAAUUUAUUUUUUAUACAAAUUAUUUCAUUUACAACUAUUACAAGUAUAACAUAUUCAUGUUGGACAAAUUCAACAUGUGGUUGUUCAUUAAAUUCAGCUAUUUUAACAAAGAUUAUUGGUGGUGAAGAAGCUACAAUGAAUAGUUGGGGUUGGGCUGUAUCUAUACGUAGGCGAAAUAAUCAUAUAUGUGGUGGAUCAUUAAUAUCAUCUGAAUUAAUUUUAACAGCUGCACAUUGUCUUGUUUCAGUAAAAACAUUAUCAAGUCUUAGUGUCACAGCUGGUUCAAAUUAUCUAUCGAUCAUUAAUCAACAACGAUCUGUUUCAGAAAUUUUUAUUCAUCAAAAUUAUGAUUCAAUGACAUAUAUUAAUGACAUAGCUGUAAUACGUUUAUCAUCAUCAUUUGAUAUGAGUGAUCGUUCAUUAGCUAUAAUUUGUUUACCACCAUCACUACUAGAAUAUCCAUCAAAUGAUACAACAGUUAUUGCUAUUGGUUGGGGUGUAUUGUCACCGACAGAAAAACUUUCAUCAGAUACAUUACAACAAGUGACUUUGAAAAUUGUUGCUAAUACUAUCUCUAUAUGUUAUGUAUUAAUUCAUAAUGAAAAUGGUCAAAUUUGUGCUGGUGUUCAAGGUGGUGGAAAAGACACAUGUCAAGGUGAUAGUGGUGGUCCAUUAAUGAUGUUUUCUAAUAAAAAAUGGUAUAUAGUUGGUAUAACAAGUUAUGGAGAUGGAUGUGCUUUACCUCUUUCUCCUGGUGUUUAUACACGAGUAACAAUACAUUAUGUAUAA